UAUCUAAACACAGAGUAUCGCCCAAUUUCAGCUCAUAGUUGCGAGUGACAGAUCAAACAUCAGAGUCCCACAUCACGGAAUAACAAGAUAAGAUUCCUGUGAAGCAGCAAUGGAUCAAGCUAGGUCAACAAUAUCGAAAAUUUUUAAUGGGGAGCCACACUCCUACACACGUUUCAACUUGACCCAGAACAUGGAAGGGGAUAACAGCCAGGUGGAGAUGAAGCUGUCAUCAGACAUGGAUGAGGAGGCUGGGGAAAAUGGCGUGGGGGCCCACCUCAGUCACAACGCCAACCGCAAACCCUACGUGGCUCAAAAACUUGGACGCACACCCAAGAACCUCUGCUUCAUGGCAGCCACCACCCUCCUCAUCUUCAUCAUUGCAUACAUGAUUGGCUCCCUCAUCCAGCGGAAGAAGGACUGUGCAGCCUCCGUGCUCCCUUUUGAAGAAGCUGUUGCCCACGAGACAGGUGCUGCCCCCCUCAUGGACUGGGAUGAUGUCAAAAAGCUCCUCGCUCAAAAAUUGAGUGCAUCCAACUUCGAAACUGCCUUCAGUGAAUUUUCCAGUGUCAACCACCGGGCUGGUUCUCCAGGUGAUGAAGAUCUGGGGGAAAAGGUGCACAAGAGGUUUAAGGAGUAUAACAUGAACACCUGGAUCGACGAGCACUAUAUUAAGGUGCAGGACCCCCCAGCUUCCAGAUUCAACAAACUUGUUUUCAAGAACGGGCAAGAGGAGCGGCUAGAUGGAUUCCUGUCCUAUAGCACCAAUGGAAAAGUAACGGGUGCCAUCCUGUAUGCAUACUAUGGACAGGAAAGUGACUUCAGGUUGCUGCAGGACAGGAACAUCAACCUUAAUGGCAGGGUGAUGCUGGUCAGAGCUGGUAAGAUCAGCUUUGCAGAAAAGGUAGCCAAUGCUGCCAAAAUGAAUGCUUCUGCUGUGUUGAUCUAUGCAGACCUUGCUGAUUACUCUAUCGGAGACACCACUCAGCUCUUUGGACAUGUCCACUUGGGUUCAGGGGAUCCCUACACCCCUGGCUUCCCCUCCUUCAACCACACCCAGUUUCCUCCUGUCCAGUCUUCAGGCCUGCCAAAAAUCUUGGCUCAGACCAUCACCACACGUAUGGCUAACAGCAUUCUGAUGAAUCUGGGGGGUCAGAGUGUGCCACAAGAAUGGGGAGGUGUCACCAAACUGGGAGAUGAGAAUGAUGUCAUUACUGUGGAGGUCAACAACGUUCUUGCUGAGAAAAAGAUAAAUAAUGUCUUUGGGGUCAUCAAAGGGUUUGUGGAUGCAGAUCGAUAUGUGGUUAUUGGUGCCCAGAGGGAUGCAUGGGGUCCAGGUUUUGCUACAUCAACCGUCGGAACCAGUGUCCUUGUUGAGCUGGCUCGUUCCAUCUCAGACAUGGUGAAGAACGAUGGAUUCAAGCCAAGGAGGAGCAUUGUGUUUGCUAGCUGGAGUGCUGGAGAAUAUGGGAGUGUGGGCGCCACUGAGUGGUUGGAGGGUUAUCUGUCUUCUCUGAGCAUGAAAGCCUUUUCCUACAUCAACCUGGAUCGUGUUGUAACAGGUCGGAAUGGGUUUAAAGUAGCGGCCAGUCCUUUGAUGUACAGUGUAAUCGCAAAUGCUCUGACAGAGGUGAAAAGCCCAAGCAGUGAUGUGUCUCUCCGUUCUCAAUAUGGAAAAGGCAACUGGGAGUCGAAUGUGAUGGAGCCUCUGAAGUUGGAAAAUGCUGCGUAUCCUUUCCUUGCCUUUUCUGGCAUUCCCUCUGUCUCAUUUGGGUUCACCUCUGGGAAUUCAGAGUACCCGUACUUUGGCACAUUGCUGGAUACCCGGGAGAAGUUGAACUCGGCCACGUCUGGCCAAGUUCCUCAGUUGGCUGAAAUUGCGGCCCGGUUUGCAGGUCAUAUGGCACUGAGGCUGGUCCAUGACCAUCUGCUGAGGAUGGAUGUGACAAAGUAUGACAAGAUGAUACGUACUCGUGUGGCUCAGAUCAACGCAAAACUCAAGAAUGUUCAGAGGUUGCAGCCCCAUCUGCUGCCCAAGACUCUGACAGUGCAGUGGUUGAUCUCAGCCUCUGGCUCCUACAGCCGUGCCUCUCGCAACCUGGCAGCAGACAUCUUGAACAUCGACCUGGAGGACAUCGAGAUGUGCCGCAUCAUCAAUGACCGCAUCAUGACGGUGGAAAGGAACUUCCUGUCACAGUAUGUGUCCCCCAGAGAUAGUCCUUUCCGCCACAUCCUGCUUGGCUCUGGCCCGCACACACUCCAGGGGCUGCUCAACCACCUUGAAGCCCUCAGGAAUGACAACCCUGAGGCUGAGGCCGACCUGCUCCGGAACCAGUUUGCCCUGGCGACCUGGACCAUUCAGGGCUGUGCCAACUCAUUAGCAGGGGACAUCUGGUCUCUGGAUAAUGAAAUCUAAAAAUCCUCACACCAUUGUUAAUGGUUUGAUCCAAUUACCACAGUAUGAAAACCAACAAGCUGUUAUCAUUAACAAAAGUCGCAGUUACACAGCUUUUCAAAUUGGCUGCACUUGAUUCAGGAAAUUAUAAAAGUCACCAUCCGGUCACCUCUCUUCCAUAAAUUUCAACACUUUAGUUAAAAGCUGCCUCAUCUCACUUCUGACUGAAAUUCUCCAAAAAGCCAAACAUUAAUGAUAUUACUUAAUUAAGCCUUCAGCCUUAACACACAGAAGUUUCGGUAGCAGAUCAAUACAUGGAAAGAAAAAAUCUUUAAGAAUUGUAACAUGUGGUACUUAAAUACCACAUCUUGGAUAUGUUGUUAUGUUAUGUGGUGGAUAUAUGCAAAGAAGUGUUACCCCAUGAAUGGGUUGAAUGUAGUGAAAGUGAUGCUUAUUCAGCACAGUAUCAGUAUAACAUUAAUGAUAAUACUUAAUUAAGCCUUCAGCCUUAACACACAGAAGUUUCUUCAACUACGUGGCACUGAAACAGAAAUCGUACGUCUAUGUAUUGUGUAAUUUAUCAGUGGCAGGGUUCACUAUAAAUAGUUUUUUUAUUGCCUUUUCAUAAGAAAUGUAUAAUUAUCGGGAGCAGUGCCUUCCAUAAUUAUGACAGUUAUACUGUCGAAAUGACAAAAGCAGCAUCUGCUUAAAGAAGUGAACAUGUUGACCGACGGUCGGUACCGAACACACAAGAGCUUCAACAACUGAGGUCAUAUUUUUGUCUACUUAACUGACACUGGAUUGGUCUUUAAGGCAAGGCCAACUCGCAUAUCAAACCUAUGACAAUAUUCACUGAACAACUCAGGCUGUUGGUCAGUACCGGUCCCUUGGUACAUGCACACUUCUCAUCCUGACAACAUUAUCGGGAGCAGUGUCUUCCAUAAUGUGAAAAAGAAGAAGGUAGUUUUUGCCUACCAGUGUGUAUCCGUAUCGGAGGCAGUGCCCUCCAUAUUUCACUGUAGGGGUGGAUGUUUUUAUUAUCGGGGACAGUGUUUCCCAUAAUGUGUAAAUAUACAAUACAUUGCUACACAAUGCAUCAUCUUGCGCAUCAUCUUGAGAUCUGAAAGAGUGAUUUUCAACUUAAUCUUUUGUGAAAAAACAUUUCCAUGCGUUUAUUAAGUUGAAGGAUCUGCGUGUCUGUCUUCUCUUCUGGAUUUCUGUAGUUUUUUCUCAUUUUUAAAUCAAAUCUUUUCUUUGGGCUGCAUAUUGAACUGCUAUGGAAGGUCUUUUUUGCUUCCAAGAGAACAUGAUAGAAAUGUGUUUGGGACCACUGUGAUAACAGUGGUGUGUUCCAUAAAAGAUCAGCAAUCUGCAAUGUGGGAUUUUGUUUUUAAUGAUCCAGUGUGAAAGUACAUUCUAUCUUCUAUUUUGAUGUGUUCAUUCAUUGUUUUUAAAGAGAUUUAAAUGUGCCUUUUGUUUCAUCACUGCAUUAUAGAGCCGAGUUUCUUCAUUCAGUAUAUUGAGGCUUUUGAGGAUGUAUAUUUGGCUUGUUUUUGUUUAGUUUUGACACUUCUGUAUUUCUUUCUUUUUCCUGUUGCCUGGUAGAAUCAAGUUACUGGUGUAAAAGCCUGUCAUGCUACGACACAUUUUAGAUGAGAAUGAAAGAAGGAUAAUGAAAAUAGUGAAACCUGAAAGAACAAAUGUAUGUGACAGUAGAUGAUUAGGUAACCCCUUUUUUUUUUAGUAAAUCUGGUCUCACUGUUGCUAAUGUUAUCCCUCAGUAGAAAAACCUAAAUUAUAAUAAACCUAACCAUUUAUAGUCUGAGUGAUUAUGCUGAUCUGCUGGGCUGUAAUGAGACAUGUGCUGGAAGUUGCAUUUCUGAAAUUGGCAAAUUACUGAGCAACCGCUAAAAAAGAAACUCUUCUAUGAGAAUGCAGACACAAUUGGUCUUUAUUUGGGAGGGCUUUCAAAUUCUGUUAACAUGGAUAAAUGUGUUCCAAAAUUAUUGUUGAAAAUAUGGAUGUAUAUUUCUUUCCCCCUUCAAACUGUAUACAAGUUUCCUUUGCUUUACGUGUUUGUUGCUACAAUA
Messenger RNA from Thunnus maccoyii (southern bluefin tuna), 4482 nucleotides. RefSeq names its product transferrin receptor protein 1-like. Bases 110 to 2413 code for a protein of 767 amino acids. The record is from RefSeq and is a predicted model, not a curated record. Gene Ontology annotation, biological process: intracellular iron ion homeostasis; iron ion transport. NCBI's taxonomy places the organism in Eukaryota, Metazoa, Chordata, Actinopteri, Scombriformes, Scombridae. Gene Ontology annotation, cellular component: external side of plasma membrane. The transcript is spliced from 18 exons.